AUGGAGAGGAGUCUCAUCAAAUUUGAUACUAAAAAAUAUCUCUGUAUUGCGUUUGCAUGUUGUGUUGGAAUGAAGUGUGUUCUUUCUUUUCCAAGAAAAAAGACGAGAAAUGUGACUACUUUCAAUAUUGAUUCGUUGUGUUAUCUUCAAACAGAUUACAUCACUCAAUCAAAUAAUUCGUUUCGUGAUGAAAGAACAAUGAGAGGAAGAACAAAAAGAAGAAAAGUUGAAAAAGAAGCUUUAAAAAGCUCUAAAGACAAAAUUGAUAGUAUUCUUGUUGAAAAAAAUAUUAAAAAAGAUUCAAAAACUUUUCUCUCAUUCUUUAAUAAAACCCAAAGUCAAUAUUUAUGUAUUCAGUUAAUCAAUUUACUAGAAAAGAAAAAAGAAAAUCAAAGCAAUGAAAAUCAAAUUACUCUCACUCCAGGUGAAGAUGAUGUAAAACAAUUAGUAAAAGGUGUUAUAGAAUCUAUUAACCCAACUUCUUCCUCUUCUUUUUUUAACAAAGAAUUGCUCUUGAAAUUCUUACAAUGA
This is a messenger RNA of Entamoeba histolytica HM-1:IMSS, 531 nucleotides long. RefSeq lists its product as uncharacterized. The transcript has a single exon. The coding region runs from base 1 to 531 and encodes 176 amino acids. The record is from RefSeq and is a predicted model, not a curated record. Lineage: Eukaryota; Evosea; Mastigamoebida; Endamoebidae.